This is a messenger RNA of Triticum aestivum (bread wheat), 5409 nucleotides long. RefSeq lists its product as uncharacterized. Lineage: Eukaryota; Viridiplantae; Streptophyta; Magnoliopsida; Poales; Poaceae. The transcript has 8 exons. The record is from RefSeq and is a predicted model, not a curated record. The coding region runs from base 195 to 1238 and encodes 347 amino acids.
CGUCGUGUGGUAGAACUGGCCUUCGCCCGAGCGCACGCACGAUAGCCAUCUUCCCUGUUUCACAGCACAUAGUUGUUUUUCUCCGCACAGUCUUCUCCUCUUCCAUUUCUCCUUCUCAUUUCCCCACUCCCCAUUCUAUUGAGAUAGAGCUGUGGCGAGUGGCGGUUCCGUGGCGUCAUAGAGGCGAUUCCACGAUGAAUCUGUGGCGAGACGGCGUGACAGUCUCCUGGUGGCCUGUUGCCGUCGUCGGAGCUCAUGCAGCUGUUCCAUCGUCGCCGAGACUGAACCACACAGAGCAAGGCGAGGACGAUAACUUCAUGGAGCCGCCGCCACAUGCGACUGGUGCGAAGAAAGAUGGGGACGAGAAGAAGAAAAGCGUGCACAAUAGGGCUUCACAAGAACGGCUAACUGUAUUGAUCAAAGGUUUUAGCGAUGAUGGGGACAUGGGGAUGCAGACGUUGAUGGAUGUGCGAUGCACAAAUUUAAUGAACCCCGUGUGCGACUGGCUUGGGGUGAUCUAUGACCCUGCGUCCAGGGAAUUUGUCAUUUCGGGACGCGGAAGACUCCCUUUUGAUGAGGAGUCCGCUUUCUGCACCUUGGGUGUCCCGCGUUGCAGAAUCAAAGUCCCUUAUGGGGUGAAUAGCAAAACUGAGGAAGCUUUGUUCCCCUGUUUGUUCCCUGGCGAGGCAUCCAUGCCUAACAAGACCGUACUUGCAACUUUGUUGGGUGCUACGAAAACCCAUGGCGAGGUGUUCAAGAUGAAGCUGCUCAUGUACUUAACCUCAUCCGUCUUUGCGCCUACCAUGUUGCUAUGCCCAAGCAACGUAUGCUUUCCUAUCCUGGCGAAGCUGAAAGAUGUAAAGAACAUGAAUUGUUGCAAGUUCAUUGCUGAAUUCCUGCAUGAUGCCUUUACAAACAAGUUGUACCAGAAGGGAUGCUGCCUACACCUCAUGCUCAUGUAUGUCGACAGUCUUGACCUCUUUACUAUCAAGUUUGCUGAGUUAGGAGGUCCGCCUCCUCCACAUAAGUUUGCCGUAUCUGCUUGGACUUACGACAUUGACAAGGCUGUGCUUGCCGCAGACAGGAUAUCUAACACAAAGUGUGUCAAGCUUCAUCUGAUGGCCAAGCAUGCUAUUGACUACAGUAUUUUUAUUGGGCACAAAAUUUCAGCAAAUGGUUGGACGUGCAUUCAGCUCCAUCUUGUUCCGCCGAGUCACUGUUUAAUUUGUUUGCUCUAAUCAAGCCGGGGUUCCUGUCGAGCAUCUAGUUGGGCAGUUUGCAUUAGGCAUGAGCAACCUGCUUGGGAAGUUGGUUGAGGGCUGGACAUCAUUGGCGGGUUUUGAUGGCGAUGCAGUUGCCACACAUUUCACUUCUUUGGUUGGAGAACGUAGACAUCGUCCAACUGGUUGUUGUGGCUGAUACGACUACAACAGUUCUCAGGAGCUCCUUGACACCCAAGAGGAGCUAUUCGGAGAUGGUUUUGGUGGUGACGACGCUGGUCAUGACAAGGAUGGAGAUGAUCAUACGGAGAAUGUGCAACAUGAAACUGAUCACGAUGAAACUCGAGAAGUUCUGGACGGAGAUCCCACUGAGAAGGAUCCACCGGUUGUACCAGCAUCUGAGGUAGGCAAUGCCUCCACCAUCAUGAGUAACGUCAGCGUUUCUACUUCCAAGAGGUGUAGGGUGCCGGAGGAUGCUGCUCAGGCCCAUGCCGGUAAGAGGCUCAGGACUGAUCCUGUUGUUGCUAGGCCGAGUGAGGCGAUAGGCGGUGGACAAGAAACUAAACAGAAACAAGUGGGCAUGCCCUCUCAUGCUUCUACUCGGUUGAACAAUGCAACACCCACUGUGGCUGGCAUCACGUCAACACGCUCGUCUCCUCGUAUAGCAUCAUCCAACAAUGGGGAUCAUGUUGUGCUGGAAGACUUGACAAAAACAACCAAGAGGUAUGUUUCUUCUUUCCAUUAUGUGGUGGCACCUAACUCAAACGGUGGAGCAAGUGGCAAUCAUUUUCCCAAAAUUCACAUGGCAGUUCUAGUAUGUUGAACAUGGCAACUGAUAGUUACUAUCCACGACAACUUGUUCAAUGCAUUCCACAAUCAGUGGCAACUUUAUUGCAUUCCAGAUGGCAAUUCUUGUUUGCCCCACAUGGCAACUUUUGUCUGUCACAGAUGGCAACUCUUGCACAACACAGAUGGAAAUUUCUGUUUAUCACACAUGGCAACUUUGGCAUACCACACAUGGCAUUUUAUGUUUGACUUGGAUGGCAAAUUUUUGAUUGUAUACCACAUUUUAUAUUUGUUGUACACCACAUGGAAGUUCUAGUAUGUUGAUCAUGGAAACUGAUACUUACUAUUGUUGGUGCAAUAUCUGCCUACCUGUGUUUUGGAGAUUGUUGACAAAAACAUGUAUGGACUGAUUUGUUUGCUAGUGCAUAUAGAGAGAAAUAGUCCAUACAGAACCAAAGAGAAUGGUGUCUCCAGUGCUAAGUUUGAGGAACUUCACCAAAGUAUAUCUGCGCUGCAGAGAAGAACGAGCUAAAUCUGUUGAAGAUAUGUAGACGAGAAGAUUGAUGUGAAGGGAUUAACCCCUCGAAAGUUUACUGCUGAAGCGAUGCAUAUGUUUUGGUAUGGCCGUCUGAAGGAAUUGACUGCAACGAAUGUAAGUCAAAGACAAAGUGAAGACAUAUUAUUCAUUUUGUUGUUCUUGUUUCAUUUACUUGAGUCAUAGGACCUCCGUACUAUUAAGAGGGGUAUAGGUUCUCAAAGCUUUGAUCCGUUGUGAUGCUUAGCCCAAAACCUAUGAAAGAUGCAAGAGAAAUCUCUUUAUGAUCCGAAUGAUUACCUGGCAACAGUAGACGUUGUUCUUCGUGCUGCAGGAGAUAUCUUUCGGACUAAGGAGUUAGCAUUACUUGCUCCGCAAGUAAUGUUACCGUUGUGCUCAAAUUGCGACCGUUGGACUCGUGUCAUUCAGUCAUUGGAUCCUCCUCGUGUACAAUUUGGUCAUUUCCCAUCAGGGAAGGCUGCGGCUAUAAAUAGCCACCCCGCUCCAACAUUGUCCGUUGGCUGCUCCGCUUGAGAUUUCUGAGAAGAUUGGUUUGAGCAAACCCUCUCCUUGUGAUCUGAGUUUAAGAUCCAUCGAGAGAAAAAUCAAGAGCCCAAACCGAGACAGUGGUUUAGCAUCACAGUAGUUCUGAGUUAGAGUUAUUGUACCUAUUGUUGUUGAGAGCUGCACACUCUCUAGACGGAUAGGUUUCUGCUCGAGUGUUGAAGGGUUGUUAUCUUCACCAAGCUAGAUCUUCAGCAACCAAGAGUGAUUAUGGUUUGCGAAGGUCGACCGAAGGUUUGGAGAUCGCCGACAAGGAUCUGCCAUGAGUGAAUUGGAGUCUGAUCAGCUUCAAGUUGAAGGAGAAUAGGGUGAAGAGAGUUUAUAUUCCAUGUUAAGUCACAACCCCUCCAACUAGACAUAGCCCUUUGGUAUAAGGGUGAACUGGUCUACCAUAUCUCUCUGUCUCCAUCGAACACCACUAUUUCAAUCUACUUUACUACAAUUCCUUCAGCAGUUACAUCUGUGUUCUUUGUUGAUAGUUUAUCUGAUCAUUAUCAUUUAUUGUAGUUUUACUUUCUCAUCUGCCUUUGUUGUCAUUCACUUGAAUUAAUCUUCGUAUCUCAUUUCGUUGCACUUUCAUCAUUCUGUUUAGCCAUCCUAAUUUCACCUCGGUGAACCCUCUUGCAUAUCUCUCACCACCCGUAUCAUGUUGUGUCUCAUUCUACUGCAUCUGUUUGCAUGUUGCAUUGCUCUCAUCAUAGUUAAACCCAUGAUUUCCUAAGCUCAUACUAUUAUCACUUAUUUCAUCGAGGAAUAUGCUUCUGAAGAUGAAGAUUGAUUUAAUUCAUUUCCCCCUUUCCAUUAUUCCACUGCUAUGAUUGGGAUCAGUUUCAAAAUGUUCGAAAGAAUUUUUGAAUCUCCCAUUCACCCCCCUCCGGUCGAUAUACUCUCGGUCCUAACAAUUGGUAUUAGAGUAGGUACUCCUUGUCUCUGCUUAUUAAAGGUCUAACGUCCUUAGAGUUUUGAGUAUGGCGUAUGAAGGUAGAUCCUCGCACUUUGAAAGGUUUCCUAUCUUCGAUGGAAAUGACUAUCUCUAUAGGAAGGAAAGAAUGAGAAUCAGAAUUCAAGCUAUCAACUUUGAAUUGUGGCAGAUUGUGGAAAAUGGAUACAGCAUUCAGCAACCAGAUGAUACAAAUUUUGAUGACAAAGCAAAUCUACAGUUGGAUGCUCAAGCAAAAGAUAUCAUCUGUUGCAGUUUGUCAAAAGACAUUUUCCUUCGAUUCCAAAAUCUCGACACUGCAAAGCAACUCUAGGAUGCCAUCAAAAAUGCUCAUGAAGAGUUCAUUGCCAGAACGGAUCCCCACACUCAAAUGCUUCAUGCCAUGUUUACUGGUUUCAGAAGUCUGCAUAAGGAAAGUGCUACGGAACUCACUGGUUGUUUGACAAACAUAGUCGAAAGACUUCAUCAGCAAGGAGUAAUUGAUAUCACUGAUAGAGAUGUGGUCAACAAGCAUCAGAGUGCUCUGGAUGAAACCUUUGAUCCCAUCGUAGCUCAAAUAAAGCAAAGACCAGACUAUGAAGAACUUCACUAUGUUGAGAUCAUGACGCUGCUGUCCAUUCACGAAGAAAAGAUGGAACUUGAAAAUGCAGAUCAAGAAUCUUCUUCAGAAGGUGAAGGAGAAAUCCUAUCUCACUAUCGCAGCUCACAAGAAGAAGAAGAAGAAGAUAUAGAAAAUCAACACACUAUCACAAGGGAACUUGAGAUGCUCACAGAAAGGCUAAGUGAUCUUCGAAGACAAAAUUUGUGUCUCACAAAUGAUGAUGAAUUUGACUUGCCUUAAUCCUCAAGAAAGUUGCCCCCGAAAGAAAUGAAGUGCUCUAAGUGCAAACAAUUCGGUCACCUUAUAGCUGAUUGCCCGUGCUAGGAAAGGCCAAGCAACAUAUGGAAAUAUCUUCAUUGCGAUGGACUCACUCGAAUGGAUCGUCAUACUAAGCUCCCGAAGAAAAAUGAAUCUCCAUCAUCAUCUUAUUCGACGAGACCAGUCACUGAUGCACAAGCCAAAGCCACUAUCGAAUCCAACAUGAAGAAAAUCUCUCAGUUGAACAGAGUCUUCAUUGAAAUGAGAAUGGAUUCCGAAGAUGAUACAUCCGAAUCCGAAUCAGAUGAUGAAGAGCUUCACAGAAGGAUAGGAAGGAGCAAUGCUUUCAUUGCCUAUGAAUCAUCAGACAAUUCACUCGAAUCAGAUGCUGAUGAUGAUGCUUCAAGUGAUGACGAACAAAUAGCCUUCUACCUUAUGGAAAAAUCCUCUAAGGAUCAGGUAUCAGCAAAACAUUCAAACUCCAUGAAUGGAUAUUCUCCUGAAU